CCCAUCUCCCAUUCAGUCUUGCGCCAGUCCAGAAAGCCGAAUUCCCCUCCGAAAGAACCUGUUUCGUUGAAUUGUCUUACGACAUUGUGUUGCGACUGUUGAGUCCUAUCCCUCCGCAUCCGAGCUUAGUCCCACGCCCCAGACGACCCAGGCACCCGUCCGUCGUCAUUCGCUCCCCGCCUUGAUCCUCAUCCUUGCCUGCUUCCGUGCGUCCAAUCCUGGCGAUCGGUCCGUGACGAGUCAAAUUCUUCCAACAUGAGCAAUACCGACUUCCUAGGGAGGGCGAUUGACACGGUCAAGAAGGCCAUCGAGCACGACAAUGAGGGCGAGUAUGAGAAGGCUUAUCAGCUGUACUACUCCUCUCUGGAGUUGUUCAUGCUGGCUCUCAAGUGGGAGAAGAAUCCCAAGUCUAAGGAGAUGAUCCGCGCAAAGGCGGGCGAGUAUAUGGAUCGUGCGGAGAAGCUCAAGAAUCAUCUAGCUUCCCUCGAUAAUCGAAAAAAGCCGAGUGCGGUUGGCGCUAACGGCAAGGUGGCGCAGGGAAGUGGGAAGGGAGGAAACCAGGAAGAGGAUGGUGAGGAUGCCGAAUCCAAGAAGCUACGAUCCGCCCUUGCUGGGGCUAUCUUGUCGGACAAACCCAACGUGCAGUGGGAGGAUGUCGCGGGUCUGGAGAGCGCAAAGGAGGCAUUGAAAGAAGCGGUUAUUCUACCCAUCAAGUUUCCACACCUCUUCACGGGGAAACGCCAACCGUGGAAGGGCAUCCUCCUGUAUGGACCUCCGGGUACCGGAAAGUCAUAUCUCGCCAAGGCCGUUGCGACGGAAGCAAACAGCACAUUCUUCAGUGUCAGCAGUAGUGACUUGGUGUCGAAGUGGAUGGGUGAGAGUGAAAGACUUGUGAAACAGCUCUUCAACAUGGCCCGAGAAAACAAGCCAGCAAUUAUCUUCAUUGAUGAAGUCGAUGCCCUCUGCGGUCCUCGUGGGGAGGGUGAAUCGGAGGCAUCUCGUCGUAUCAAGACGGAGUUGCUGGUUCAGAUGGACGGUGUUGGCAAAGACUCAAAGGGUGUCCUGAUUCUCGGCGCAACGAAUAUCCCUUGGCAGCUGGAUGCAGCCAUUCGUCGUCGAUUCCAGCGGAGAGUCCACAUCAGUCUCCCCGAUAUCAACGCACGAAUGAAGAUGUUCAUGCUAGCAGUCGGCUCAACGCCCUGCGAAUUGACGCAAGCCGACUACCGAACUCUGGCAGAGAUGAGCGAGGGCUACUCCGGUAGCGAUAUCAGCAUUGCUGUCCAGGAUGCCCUGAUGCAACCAAUCCGCAAGAUCCAAACAGCAACGCACUACAAAAAGGUCAUCUUGGAGGGCGCCGAAAAGUUGACUCCCUGCUCGCCGGGCGACCAGGGCGCAAUGGAAAUGUCAUGGACGACUGUCGAAGCCGAACAGCUCCUGGAGCCCCCGCUCAUCCUGAAAGACUUCAUCAAGGCUGUCCGCAACUCCCGACCAACCGUCAGCCAAGAAGACCUGCAACGAAACUCUGAAUGGACCAAGGAAUUCGGCAGCGAGGGUGCCUAAACAAACCCUUCUAGAAAGAAACCCCCCCCCAAUACCUCGCCACGAAUCAGAACCCAACCUCAACCUCAAUAGAGUCAAGCUACAGCUAAAACCUCAUGAUUUUCCACACUCCCAUCUUGGUUAGGUACCAGCCUUUGACCGGCUGUCGAAUUGGACGAACGAAUGGAACGACCCCCCGCGCUGCUUCUACUUCUUCUAUCUCUCUAUCUAUACAUACACCCUUGCUCCCUCCGACUUACUAACGCUUUCCACUACUCAUUUCCCCUCUCCCUUUCACCCUCGACCUGGUGUUAGGAACGUUAUCAUUGUGCGGCAAGGCGAGGCGUUAUAGUUUCUGUUUACUACAUGACUUGGUGUGAAUGUCAGUUGAACUUAAUUUCUACCUCUAGAGUUUGCUCGCAAUGUAUGAUGGAUGCGUAUAGCAUUCGAGUUUCUUGUAGUUAUACACUCAUGACGUAAAACCAGGUUGA
Aspergillus sclerotioniger CBS 115572 is the source of this 2030-nucleotide messenger RNA. RefSeq names its product AAA family ATPase VPS4. The coding region runs from base 256 to 1560 and encodes 434 amino acids. Gene Ontology annotation, biological process: endosomal transport; vacuole organization. Gene Ontology annotation, molecular function: ATP hydrolysis activity; ATP binding. NCBI's taxonomy places the organism in Eukaryota, Fungi, Ascomycota, Eurotiomycetes, Eurotiales, Aspergillaceae. The transcript has 4 exons. The record is from RefSeq and is a predicted model, not a curated record.